Molecule: messenger RNA, 1079 nt
Organism: Purpureocillium takamizusanense
Lineage: Eukaryota; Fungi; Ascomycota; Sordariomycetes; Hypocreales; Ophiocordycipitaceae
Exons: 3
Coding region: 392-880 (162 amino acids)
Source: RefSeq, a predicted model, not a curated record
UCGUAAUCGCCAACGACACUUUGACCACCAUCCACCCAUCCCAUCACAUCACAUCCCAUCCCAUCCCCAUCUCAGCAAUCAUCACCCCUCCACCUGCAGCACGGGGCUUCCAUUUCGUGAUUCGUGAUCGCCGCCGGUGGACAGCCGCAUUCCCACCGCCCGGUCGCCAAUACGCCCAAACCAACAAACAGGCCUCCUCGGCAACUCAUUGUGGGCUGCGAUCUCCUCGCUGGAGCCCUUCAGGAUCCCCUCCCCUUGACUCAGGGCCCGCCCACUAGUCAGGAGCCAGUCCUCCACAAUCUCCAUCAACGGUCCGGGGGAAGAGACAGACAUCAUCUGAAGUCCGGGCAACCAACUCACGCGCAUACACACACGCGCGCGCCACCGAACCAUGGCCACCACCACCACCACCACGUCCUCAGCCCCGGCAGCAUCGCCGCCAUCGUCGUCGCCGCCCGUCUUCAACUACAUCCUGUCCUUUAUCCUCGUCGGCCUCGCCUGGGGCCUCACCACGCCCUUCAUCCGCGCCGCCGCCCGCUCCCACCGCCCGCCCCCGCACCCGCUCCUCGACGACCCCCGCGUGCGCGCCUCGUGGCUGCGCGCCCGCCUCCUCGGCGCCCUCUUCGCCGUCGCCGACCUGCUGCGCAACCCCCGCUACGCCGUCCCGCUGCUCCUCAACCUCACCGGCAGUGUCUGGUUCUUUCUCCUCAUUGGGCAGGCCGAACUGAGCCUCACCGUGCCCAUUGUCAACACCUUGGCCUUUCUCUUCACCGUCCUCGGCGAGUGGUACGUCGAGGGCAAGGUCAUCAGCAGAGAUACCGGCAUCGGAAUGGCCCUUUCCUUGAGUGGAAUUGCCCUGUGCGUACAUAGCAAGACGUGACGUUGUACGAAUGCUUGCCCUAUAAUUCGCCCGUGUUAAGAUCUACGCUAGCUCAUAACCACCCAUGUGGGUGCUUUGAUGUGGCUCCUGUUCCACACGUGUAUCAAAAGUUCAGACACGACCGUAUGAUAGAUUGGCUGCUCCCGGCAGCAUCAUGUAUUUUAACAAGGAAAGCCUGUUCCCAAUGCAACACUCCGUC